Molecule: messenger RNA, 779 nt
Organism: Prorocentrum cordatum
Lineage: Eukaryota; Dinophyceae; Prorocentrales; Prorocentraceae
Source: the annotation of a GenBank genome assembly
GGCGACUGUCAGCGAACUCUCCAUGCACCAGGCGACGGCGCAUAAGCUGGAGAGCGAACGCGACGACAUCUGCGAACGGGCGCUGACCGCGCGGGACCGCUUCCAGAACGGGGAGCCGCCCACCGACACGGCCGACGCAGAGUUCGAGAGGAUGCUGCAGCUGGAGCGGCAGAGGGAGGUCGACAGGCAGGCGGCCAUCCAGCGGAAGCAGGAGGAGGACAUCGUCAACAGCAACUUCACUCGCACCACUGCGGAGCCGCGCGUGAACGCCUACAUCCCCGAGAACGAGCAUGGCCUGCCUAAGGCCUACGGCAACGCGGCUCCCUUCAAGCCGACUGUCGCAGGCACCAACAUGCGGCACAUCCGGAAGCCGAACCCCAAGCCGAUCGAGCUGUGACGGCCGGGUGCCUCUGGCGCAUGUUGCUCUGGCAUUUCACCUCGCUGUCGGACUGCGCUUUCUGCCCUUGCCCCCCUUCCUCAUCGUUCCUUGCUCCUUCCUUCCCUCCUGCGGGACCCCGUGCCUGCCAACCAGGCAAGCCCACCGCGCCGUGUGUCACACCGGGCUGCUCCUGCGCCUGAGCGCGUUCUCUCCGCCUCCGGCCGGCCCCCCCCCCCACUGGGGCAGACGUAGUCUGCGGGCCGCCGGAGCGCUGACCUGCCGGGAUCGCGAAAGAGCCGGCGCCUCCGGCAAGGCUUCGGCAGGCUCUCCCGGGCACCGGGACCACUUGGGUGGCCGUCCGUGUGACCCGUUCUUCUCUUCCUCCUCCUCCUCCUCCUCC